Messenger RNA from Drosophila navojoa, 1621 nucleotides. RefSeq lists its product as uncharacterized. Gene Ontology annotation, biological process: mRNA splicing, via spliceosome. Gene Ontology annotation, cellular component: U2AF complex. Gene Ontology annotation, molecular function: metal ion binding; RNA binding. The record is from RefSeq and is a predicted model, not a curated record. Lineage: Eukaryota; Metazoa; Arthropoda; Insecta; Diptera; Drosophilidae.
CACUAAAGAUUUUGAGAACUGCACGCUGUGGUCACACUGUUUGUACAGGGUGAUGCAUUAUAAAGGAAAUCAAAACGAAAAUGCCGGCGAAAAGAGCUUGGCGUAAGCUAGUGAAAAAACAACAGAGACAACGGCGACGUCAGAGACAAGCGCGGGCGCGUGAGAAGGAGGAGGCAUUGGAAGAAAAAGCAUUGAAGGCAAAGCCCGAGUAUGAGGCGUGGUUAAAACAACAAGCGGAGCUCGAAGAAUUUCAGCGCCAGGCCAGUGAACGUUUAAGAGCAGAGGAAGAAGAAGCCUGGUUGCGUCGGGAAGCAUUGGCUCAACGUCAAUUCCAAAUCGAUAGAGCUAAGCGUCAACAGGAAGAGGCGAAACUAGAGAGCUUACGAUUGCAGCAAGCAAAGGAAUUGGAGGAAGAACUGGAGAAGCAACGGAAAAGGCGAGAAGAGAGUAAAAGACUGGCUGAACAAGCCGCAGCUGAGUUCGAGGCAAUGCUGCAACGUAUGCAAGAGUAUAUGGAUGACAGUGAAGACCGCACGCCGCCAGCUGAGCUGCGCCGUGUGGUGGAAACGAAUCCUGCAGAGAAAUUAUGCGAGUUCUAUACACGGACCAAUUGCUGCCGAUACGGCAACAGUUGCACCUUCAAUCAUCGUCGUCCCAUGCUCGCAAAGAUCUUAUUAAUACGCCACUUCUUCACACACCCACUGCUACAAGUGGGUGAGACGCACAAGGAAUAUGCGAGCACAGAUGAGCACCUGGAGCUGACAGAGCAGGACUUACGCAGUGACUAUGAUGAGUUCUUCCGCGAUGCGAUUGGUGAGCUUGAAAAGUUCGGCAAAAUCUUAAAUUUUCGCGCAGUGCGCAACACGUUGCCCCAUCUGAGAGGUCACGUAUUUGUGGAGUACGCGAAGGAGCGCUUUGCACUGCGCGCCUUUGUUAAUCUGCAAGGACGUUAUUAUGCAUCCAGGCGCCUUCAAGUGGAGUUCUCAAAUCUCAAGGGGUGGCGUGGUGCCGUUUGCGGUUUGUCCUUAACACGCAAAUGUCCCAAAGGCUACAGCUGUGGCUAUCUCCACCUAUUUCGCAAUCCAAACAAUUUGUUUAACAGUAGCUUGGAGCUCUACGAUACACCAAAGAGCACACGCUCUAGCAGUAGAACGCCUACAAACAGAGCAAGCAGUUGGCAUGAUAAUAUACGGGAAUCUCGCAACUGGCGCUGGUCGGAAAGUCCCGAGCUGGAACUGAAACAGGACAAAUCUUCAAGCAAAAGUGCCAAAAGGCAACAAAGCAAUGAGCGAGAUAUUAAAUGCAAAUCUGAUAAAAGCAGGAACCGUUAUCAUUCCAGUCGAGACUCUAGCCGCCAUUCUAGUCAAGAAUGUGACUCGGACUCUGUCCGAGAUCGCAGUCGGGACUCUAGCUUACAUCAUAGUCGAGAUGCUGGCCAAGACUCUGGCCAUCGCAGUCGCAGUCGCAGUCGAAAUCGUUCCACAUCAGGCCGUGAACACGUUUCUAAGGCGGAUCACAGUCACUCCCGCUCUCCGCCACGUCGGCGUGUCAAAUAAACCAAAGUAUAUACGAUGAACUUUAAAUAAUUAAUCAGUUUUUAAUGAAUUUUUACAACAUUUUA